AUGCGGAGCGACGAUGGAGUCUAUCUGCUGCUCCUCAUCGCCAUUCCCGCCCUCGUCCUCCUCCACUUGGAUGUUGCGCCGUACACCAAGGUAGAGGAGUCUUUUCAUAUUCAAGCUAUUCAUGAUAUCCUGUCCUAUGGUAUCCCAAUUCAGAAUGUGUCCGAGACACUCAGGUUGCAGUAUGAUCAUUUUACCUUUCCCGGGGCUGUACCUCGGACAUUUGUCGGUGCGGUCAUGUUGUCCACGCUCUCGCGACCACUUCUCUGGUUGAAUGAGAGUGUGGACAGACAAGCUUUAGCGCGAUCUAUCCUGGGUCUCUUCAAUGCGCUAUCCCUACUCUCAUUCGCUUCCGGCUUGCGACGGGCUUUCGGGAAGCCUACCGCAAUCUGGUACCUUGUUUACCAGGCUAGCCAAUUCCAUAUCAUCUAUUACGCCUCACGGACGCUGUCCAACAUGUUCGCCUUUGGCAUCACAACCUUAGCCUUGCGAUACCUCCUUCCCGAGCCUCUCGCCCCGGGCGUAUACAGGAAGAGGUGUCGGAAUGCGCUGUGCUUGUUGACAAUCGCGGGUAUCAUUUACCGCUCGGAGCUGGCUCUAUUUCUCGCCACGAACACCCUUUUCCUACUUGCCACUCGCCGGAUUAGCAUUGCCCGCGAGAUCAUCCCCGCGGGCGUCAUCGGCCUUCUGGUCGGAUUGAGCAUCACCGUUGGGGUGGAUUCGUUCUUCUGGCAACAGUUUCCAUUGUGGCCAGAACUGGCCGCUUUCAAAUUCAACGUCAUCUCCGGUCAGGCAUCGGCCUGGGGAACCCACCCCUGGCAUUUCUACUUUGCCAACGCUAUCCCGCGCCUCCUCCUCAACCCCGUGACCUAUCUGAUUGCGGUUCCGUUCGGCCUCGUACAGCCGUCGACCCGACCUGCGGUUGCAUACUUACUGAUCCCUUCACUGGCCUUUGUUGCCAUCUUCAGUAUCCAGCCCCACAAGGAAUGGCGGUUUAUAGUCUACGCCAUCCCCCCGUUGACUGCGGCUGCGGCUCUCGGAUCCUCCUAUAUCUGGACGCACCGCGCGAAAUCCAUCAUAUACCGUCUUCUCUCCCUGGCGAUGAUGGGGUCAACGUUCAUCUCCUUCGUCUGCUCAACUUUCAUCCUCCUCCCCGCCUCCUCGGCCAACUACCCGGGUGCUCACGCCCUCAACACUCUGCAUACUCGUGCCCACAACACGAAACCUCACAUCUCCGUGUACCUGGGCAAUCUCGCCUGUCAAACUGGCGUGACACGUUUUUUGGAGAUGCCUGGCUUCUCUGAUGAAACCGCAACUACUUCCAUGCGAGAAGACCACUCGACGACAUGGAAGUACGAUAAGACAGAAGACGAGAAGCUCAAGGCGUCGCCUUCUUUCUGGCACCAGUUUGAUUACAUACUCGUUGAGCCUAGCGAGGGUGCAAAGGUCGUCUCCUUGUCUGAUUCUCCCGGGGCCUGGGAGGAGGUGGAGACUGUUGAUGGUUUCGCUGGGAUAAGGAUCAUCCGUCCGGGCGAUGAGGCCCCUGGUGCUGUCGAGGAACGGGUUCUGGGGAAGUUUGUCGGUGACCGUGGAGUGCGACUAUUCGAGAUGGGCCGUGAGUUUGCGAGACGAGUCGUUACUCGCGGGUGGUGGGUGGAAUUGAGGAUGGAGCCGAAGAUCAAGAUCCUGCGACGGGUUUGA
This is a messenger RNA of Aspergillus terreus NIH2624, 1698 nucleotides long. RefSeq names its product dolichyl-P-Man:Man(7)GlcNAc(2)-PP-dolichol alpha-1,6-mannosyltransferase. The transcript is spliced from 3 exons. Lineage: Eukaryota; Fungi; Ascomycota; Eurotiomycetes; Eurotiales; Aspergillaceae. Gene Ontology annotation, molecular function: alpha-1,6-mannosyltransferase activity. Gene Ontology annotation, biological process: protein N-linked glycosylation. Bases 1 to 1698 code for a protein of 565 amino acids. The record is from RefSeq and is a predicted model, not a curated record. Gene Ontology annotation, cellular component: endoplasmic reticulum membrane.